This is a messenger RNA of Mercenaria mercenaria, 3121 nucleotides long. RefSeq names its product carnitine O-palmitoyltransferase 2, mitochondrial-like. Gene Ontology annotation, cellular component: mitochondrion. The coding region runs from base 59 to 2128 and encodes 689 amino acids. The transcript has 17 exons. Gene Ontology annotation, molecular function: carnitine O-palmitoyltransferase activity. NCBI's taxonomy places the organism in Eukaryota, Metazoa, Mollusca, Bivalvia, Venerida, Veneridae. Gene Ontology annotation, biological process: fatty acid beta-oxidation. The record is from RefSeq and is a predicted model, not a curated record.
GUUACACCUUCCCCGUUGGGUUGUCUGCUCUUGAGCAUUGGGGUAGAAUUUUUAAAAAAUGUAUCGUUUAUUAUCGAGACAGCCACCUGUUAUUAGGUUAAGUCAAGCGACAUUAUUAGAAAUAUCAAAGAACAGCAUCCCUGGGCUUCAAGUUUCAGUGCAGUUCUGCAGAUGUAAGUCGAGUAGCAAUGACUAUAUACAUGAGAGCAUUGUCCCGUCAGAUCACUUUCAGAAAAGCUUACCAAGACUUCCCAUUCCAAAGCUUGAACAAACGUGUGAGAGAUAUCUCGCAUCCCAGGCUGUGCUUCAGACAGAACAAGAACAUGCCUCAACUAAACAGUUAGUUGAUGAAUUUUUGAAAGGGGAAGGAAAAGAACUACAUGAACAGCUUGUUCAGCGGGACCAACAGAAUAAACAUACCAGCUAUAUCUCAGAGCCAUGGUUUGACAUGUAUUUGAAAGAUCGUCGACCAUUGUCAUUGACUCACAACCCAUUUAUAACAUUUACAGAUGACCCUAGGCCAGAGUAUAUGGAUCAGCUGGUCAGAGCCACUAACUUGGUAGUGUCAUCACUUCGUUUCAUGAAAACAUACAGAGCUAACUUGCUAGAACCUGAUGUAUAUCACCUGAAUCCCAAGAAAAGCGAUACAUUACAGUUCAGAAAGUUUGUCAGAAUGCUGCCACAAGCUAUUUCGUUCUAUGGUGCAUAUUGGUACAAAGCAUUUCCAUUAGACAUGAGUCAAUACCCAAACCUGUACAACUCAACUAGAAUUCCAAAACAUGAUAAGGAUGUUUUAUUCACUGACAGUUCAGCCAAGCAUAUGCUGGUAAUCAGAAAAGGUCACAUGUACCUGUUUGAUGCCAUUGAUAGAGAUGGAAACAUAGUUUCACCAGAGACAAUAAUGUCACAUAUCAAGUAUAUCCUGAAUGAUCCAAGACCUCCAAAUGAGUAUGCCCUCGGUGUGCUGACCACUAUGGAAAGAGAUAAAUGGUCCACUGUGAGAACACAGCUCUGUAAUGCAGAUUUGAAAGACGGUGGCGAUAUGAAUGAAUCAGCUUUCUUUUCAUCAGGGGUGAUGAACGAGGGGUACAUGAAGCUGGUAGACUCUGCCCUCUUUGUGCUGGCACUAGAUGAUACUACACCUGAGGAUCCUAAUGAGAUAACCAGGAACUUUCUUCAUGGAGAUGGAACAAACAGGUGGUUUGAUAAAAGUUUCUCCCUAAUACUUACAAAAGAUGGUCGAGCAGCAGUAAACUUUGAGCAUGCAUGGGGUGAUGGUGUAGCAGUUCUUAGAUACUUCAAUGAAGUUUGGAAGGAGUCAACCACCAAACCAUUUGUCCACCCUAGCACUGUACCAUCUAAUGUGGAUUCUGCUCUAACUGUACAGAAUAUAGAGUUUGCUCUGGAUCCAAAGCUAAAGGAAUAUAUUGAUGAAGCAAGAACUACCUAUGCCACCAAAUGCUCCAGUCUAGAUGUUGACCACCUGGAAUAUGAUAAAUUUACAAAAGAAUGUUUGAAGAAACAGAAGCUUAGUCCUGAUGCAAUUCUACAGCUUGUUAUACAGAUGGCGUAUUACAAACAGUAUAAUAAGACGGUAGCUACAUACGAGUCGUGCAGCACAGCUGCAUUUAGACAUGGUAGAACUGAAACCAUCAGAUCAGCAACACACGCUACAAAGAAAGCAUGUGAGAUGUUCAAUCAACAGAACAAUACAUACUCCGUGGGGGAUUUACGUGAAGCUCUGGAACAAAGCUCAAAGUAUCAUGGUCAGCUCACUAAAGAGGCAGCUAUGGGUCAGGGCUGGGACCGACACCUGUUUGCCAUGAAAUAUUACGCAGCUCAAGAAGGUACAGUACCAAUGUUGUAUCAAGAUCCGGGAUACACCAACAUCAACCAUAUCAUCCUAUCAACAUCAACACUCAGUAGUCCAUCUGUAGUGAUUGGGGGAUUUGGUGCUGUUACUCACAAUGGAUAUGGUGUGGGUUAUGCUGUAGAAAACGAGAGAAUUGGCUUCAAUGUUACCAACUAUCCACCAGAAACAAAUGUACACGAGUUUAUAGAGUGUCUCAAGGAAAGUUUAGAUGAUAUAAAUGCUGUAUUUGAAGGAAGAAAUCCAAGAAGCACAUGAUGCUGUAAGGCAAUAGGUCACUGAUAUACCUGUAGGACUAUUUAUAACUAUUUUUUAUAUAUAAAAUGUCAUUUUGUACAUUAUAGAAUAUCGUGUUAUACUGAAGAUGUUUUAUACAUUAGUUGUGUUAUUUUGAGUUGUUGCUCAGGCUGUAGACAUACAUUUUUGCAAUUCUAUGACCUUAAUAUGUUUUUAUUCCAACAGUAGAAUAUUUGCAAAAACAUCAUUAGAUUUCUUGACAUAAAUAUGGUAGCACUUGUUUUGAAAUACCUCCGGUACAUACAUAAAAGUACACUACAACUGAAGCUGCACAGGAUUACUAUAUUUUCUUGCAGAGCUAUACAUUGAAAUGAAAGAUCAAAUUUACUUACAGAAUGGUACAAAAAUGGCAUCUAUGAUCUCUGACUUCUGGCUGUUGUUUUUAAGUUUUAUAUAUAUAGCAGUGUAGUGUUGAAACCAUACUGGGUCAAAAGUUUGCUUAUGUAGGUAAAUGUUAGAAGGUAAAACAUUUUUGUUGAUCAGGAUUGUCUGAAAUUGUGCACUAAAAUAAAUUUUGCUAUUGAAAACGACAACACUUAAGCAUAUAUUAGCAUGCUUUCUUUACAGUCUCAACCUGCUUGAAACAUAACACCUGGUGUAUUGGUGCAAACAUAAAAAAAGUGCAAUUAACGGUGUAUUAGAUAUCAACCACGGUCCAACAAUUUUCAGUUCUGUAACAUAAAGAAUGUAAUACAUUAUGCAUAAACCUAAAAGUUGUGCAAACAAUUUGCUGCAAUUUAUCAUGUAAUGUGAGUGUUCAGAUGUAAUGUAUUGCAUUCUAUUCAUUUGAACAAACUUGUCUGUGAUAUAAUACUGUUGCAUGUAGUCACUGCCCUAUGUUAUUGCCUUUUGAAUACUGUAAAAUUGUUCAAUUUCGUAGGCAUGAAAUUCCGUGGUUUUGGUCAAAAAAGCAAUUUCAUGGGGAUAUGAAUUCGUGGAUUUCAACUUUUGAAC